UCACUACGCAGCCACCUCGCAGGUUUCCUUCAACCUCUCCUCUUCGUCCCGAUCCGUGCGUGAUGGCGCCGAAGGCGGAGAAGAAGCCGGCGGAGAAGAAGCCAGCGGAGGAGAAGGCGGAAAAGGCCCCCAAGGCGGAGAAGAAGCCCAAGGCCGAGAAGCGGCUGCCGGCGUCCAAGGAGGGCGGCGGGGACAAGAAGGGCAGGAAGAAGGCCAAGAAGAGCGUGGAGACGUACAAGAUCUACAUCUUCAAGGUGCUCAAGCAGGUGCACCCGGACAUCGGCAUCUCUUCCAAGGCCAUGUCCAUCAUGAACUCCUUCAUCAACGACAUUUUCGAGAAGCUCGCACAGGAGGCGGCGCGCCUGGCGAGGUACAACAAGAAGCCCACCAUCACGUCGCGCGAGAUCCAGACCUCGGUCCGCCUCGUCCUCCCCGGAGAGCUAGCCAAGCACGCCGUCUCCGAGGGAACCAAGGCCGUUACCAAGUUCACCUCCUCCUAGAUUGCUAGAUGCCCCAUCUGACAUUCUGCGUGUGUUCUUGUCUCGUUCCCCUUGGGGUCGAGGCUUAAUUGGUAAUGCUGGUUCAUGAACAAUGAAAUUAAUGAUAGUGCUACGUUUUGGUACC
Messenger RNA from Phragmites australis (common reed), 624 nucleotides. Its product is annotated as histone H2B.11-like. Gene Ontology annotation, molecular function: structural constituent of chromatin; DNA binding; protein heterodimerization activity. Gene Ontology annotation, biological process: nucleosome assembly. The record is from RefSeq and is a predicted model, not a curated record. Gene Ontology annotation, cellular component: nucleosome. Lineage: Eukaryota; Viridiplantae; Streptophyta; Magnoliopsida; Poales; Poaceae. The transcript has a single exon. The coding region runs from base 63 to 500 and encodes 145 amino acids.